AUGGACCGUUCUGGGCCGACUCAUGUGGUCCUAGUCCUGAGUCCUAGUCCUGUCAUCCUGUGCAGCUGCCCGUAGCCUUAUCUGCUUUCGUUCGACCAGGUGUCGUUCGCUUUGCCUUGCCCCGGCAAAGCAAUGGCGCUCCGUCUCUCUGCUCCGUUCCUCACCUCGCGCUUUACGCCGUCGCAAGCGUUGGCCCCGCGCAGGCGCACCCGGGCCCGCUCUUUCUCUCCGUCAGCCGAUGCGCGAGCCGCGUGCUUCAAGAGACCCUACACGUCCGUUCUAAUUAUCCCCACGGGCGUCGGCGCGGCCGUCGGGGGCUUCGCCGGCGACGCCCUUCCGGUUGCGCGAGCCGUCGCCGGCGUCGCUGACUGUGUCAUAUCCCACCCAAACGUGCUGAACGCUGCGAUGCUAUACUGGCCGAUGCCCAAUACACUUUACGUGGAAGGGUACGCCCUUGACAGGUUCGCAGAAGGAUCCUGGGCUCUCCAACCUGUUCACCAGAACAAGAUCAAGACAUGGUUUGAUCCCAGGUGUGGGAAGUCAACAGGGAGUGUUGGUAACUCUGAUUCUCUUCUGAGAGCAGUUGACGCACUAGUGAAACAUUCAGAUGUGAAUGCUGUGGCUGUAGUUGCACGCUUUCCAGAUGAUGACCCAGAAGAUUCAGAUUGUUACCGGGAAGGAAAGGGUGUUGAUCUAUUGGCAGGAGUUGAAGCAAUUAUCAGUCAUUUAGUUGUGAAAGAAUUCAAAAUCCCUUCUGCACAUGCUCCUGCAGUGUUACCCCCACCACUCAGCCCAUUAGUAUGCCCUAGAUCUGCUGCUGAAGAGAUUGGACAUACAUUUCUGCCUUGUGUGCUUGCUGGGUUAAGCAAUGCUCCACAAUAUGUCAUGAGGAGCGGAACCUUGGACCAUGGUUGCAUAGUGGCUGGUGAUGUUGACAGUGUUAUUCUUCCCAAGGACUCCUGUGGAGGAGAUGGUACACUUGCUUUUGCUCGAGCUGCAAGAAAGGACAAGCCCUUAAUCAUUACCGUGCAGGAAAAUGAGACAGUGCUUGAUGAUACUCCAGACAAGUUCGGCAUAGAAGUGCUGAAUGUCCGAAACUACUGGGAAGCAAUUGGAGUCAUCGCUGCUCACAAAGCAGGUGUCAAUCCACAUGCUCUUAGAAGACGAGGGAUUGAUCAUCUUAAGAGCCCUCAACGAUCAUAUUCUGCCUACUCUGCAAGUCCUAAACCAUCUGCCCGUCCUCCAGUGCACGAUAAAGUACAGAGACAGCAGCUAGUUAGGCAAAUUUAGUACUAAAAAGAGCACUAGCAGCAGUAGAAAUUACUUUAGAUAGUCGUGAUUAGGAACUUCCAAAAUUUUGAAGCCCAGAUACAUAUUUUUCAGACCGUCCUGAAGUGUAGGACCAUAGCAUCACACGAAUUUUGUCGUGUUAUCCAGUCUGGACUUCGCUGACAUGAGUCUUUCUCCACUGCCUUACAUUUCUCCAAUCUCUAGUCGGUUUGUCAAUCAUUUACAUCAUUAUUUUGCCAAGGUAUACACAGCGCUGGUAAUCAUUUUCGUCCGACAAUAUUUUAGUAAGUUGGGUAGAAGCAGUAGUACUGUUUUGUUUCCCACUGAACAUGAAAGUUUAUGCUGAAAUGCCAAGCUGUUAUGGCCUGGUUUAGGUGCCGUUCGUUUA
Messenger RNA from Zea mays, 1678 nucleotides. RefSeq lists its product as uncharacterized. The record is from RefSeq and is a predicted model, not a curated record. The transcript is spliced from 7 exons. Lineage: Eukaryota; Viridiplantae; Streptophyta; Magnoliopsida; Poales; Poaceae. Bases 133 to 1290 code for a protein of 385 amino acids.